AUGGAGUCUAAUCCUACUCAGUUACCUGUGGUACGGGACUCCAGCUGCUCUCCACCGAGCUCCAAACAGAACCGACCAACAUUCAACCCCAACCUGAAACCCAACCAGGUCAGCGAGACCGCGCUGUAUGGAAUACCCAUAGUCUGCCUGGUGCUGGACGGCCAGGAGAGACUGUGCCUGGCGCAAAUCUCCAACACUCUGCUGAAAAACUACAGCUAUAACGAGAUCCACAACCGGCGCGUGGCUCUGGGCAUCACCUGCGUGCAAUGCACCCCGGUCCAGCUGGAGAUUCUGAGGCGUGCGGGCGCCAUGCCCAUCUCCUCGAGGCGCUGCGGGAUGAUCACAAAGCGCGAAGCAGAGAGGCUUUGUAAAUCGUUUAUCGGAGCCCACAACCCUCCAAAACUACCGGAGAAUUUCGCGUUUGAUGUUUCCCACGAGUGCACGUGGGGGAGCCGUGGUAACUUUAUACCAGCCAGGUACAACAGCUCCCGAGCCAAGUGCAUCAAAUGCUCUUUCUGUAAUAUGUAUUUUUCUCCCAAUAAGUUCAUAUUUCACUCUCACCGAACAUCAGAAUCCAAGUAUACCCAGCCAGACGCUGCUAACUUUAACUCCUGGAGGAGACACCUCAAACUGACCGACAAGGGCUCACCGGAUGAUUUAGCUCAUGCGUGGGAGGACGUCAAAGCCAUGUUCAACGGGGGCAGCCGGAAGAGGACGCUGCCCAUGCACCGCCACGGGCCCGAACGUUCCUCUCUGUUAAAACCUCACCAAGGACCUUCCAACCUGCUCCGGAGAGACUCGCCGGAGAUCCCCCCUAAAAUCCUCCGCUGCGAGGACAACCGGGGAGGCAUGGGGAGUAUGGCGAGCAUCACGCGCAGCUAUCCCAUUAUCCCGGUGCCCAGCAAAAGCUACGGGAUGUUGCAGAACGUGAAGAUCCCUCCACCUCUCUUCCCACACCCAUACGGGUUUCCGGCCUUCGGGUUGUGUCAGAAGAAGGAUGACAGUGGUGUGAUGGGGGAACCGAAUAAAGCCCACCUCUCUGGCGUCUUCUCCUGGCCGCGCACCAAGGACAGCGCCUACCACUCUUUCCCCAUGUUCUGGCCUACUGUAGACGGCCUGCCCAUACCGUCCUUCCCCCAGCCCCAGCCACAGCACCAGGCCCAGCACCAGGCCCACCCCCAGCCACAGCACCAGGCCCAGCCCAAACAGCCAUCGGAGGUCCUGUGCGCUAGACAGAGUGAGCUGGACUCAUCCGAGCAGGGUGACAGAAAUAGCAAAGCACCAAAGGACAGCCUGGGGGAUAGUGAGCGGUGCUCCAGCACUCAGUCCACCCGGAAUGAGGAUGACAAGUCCGGGGAUGAGGCGAGGUCAAUGGACGGUAAAAUGCCUGUUCUGCCCCGGAAGAUUAGCUAUGUCUCCGCAUUCAGACCCGUCAUCAAAGACGCGGAGAGUAUAGCCAAACUGUACGGUAACCGGGGGAAGUACAACGGGGCUCGAGCUGGGUAUCUGUCACCUGAUUUCCUGAGCGAGAGCUCGAGCUACAGGUCCUUGUCGCCAGGCAGCGUGGAGAGCGUUGGCGAGACAGAUGUGGACGUGGAGACCAAUAAGUCACAGGAGGAUGAGGAGUCACUUCCGCACUCCAUUGAGGACUGCAGGAGCCCUCCUGUCCCUGUUCUAAGCCUGACGCGCGGUGCAGGUUCACCAAACGGCCUGGAAUCCAUACCUGAGCCAGAGCAGGCCGCUGUGGUCGACUCACAGAGAAUGAACCGACCUUUACAGGUGGAGCUGUCUUCAAAUAGAGAUAGACAGGGCAAACAGCUGCCGGACUGCAAUAACAUCACGUCUUUUGAUGAAGUGAGUGAUUGA
Salvelinus namaycush (lake trout) is the source of this 1866-nucleotide messenger RNA. It is a transcript of the gene skor1b, whose product is annotated as SKI family transcriptional corepressor 1b. The coding region runs from base 1 to 1866 and encodes 621 amino acids. Lineage: Eukaryota; Metazoa; Chordata; Actinopteri; Salmoniformes; Salmonidae. Gene Ontology annotation, molecular function: RNA polymerase II cis-regulatory region sequence-specific DNA binding; SMAD binding; DNA-binding transcription factor activity, RNA polymerase II-specific. Gene Ontology annotation, biological process: negative regulation of transcription by RNA polymerase II; negative regulation of BMP signaling pathway. Gene Ontology annotation, cellular component: nucleus; transcription regulator complex. The transcript has a single exon. The record is from RefSeq and is a predicted model, not a curated record.